GUUUUUAUCAUUAUUGGUUCGUUAAAAAACUUGUUAAAUAUGGAUCCUUUAACUCCAAAUAAAAUACAGAGACUGAUGCAUUUAGCCGAAGAUGCAUCUUUCAAUAAACGCAGGCAAGAAGAAGUGUAUAAGUUCCCAACGGAAGUGAAACCCCUUGGCCAUCACUUAGCAGCCUUGUAUAGUAUGGAAUCCGGUGCCUGUGAGUCUUCAUCAGGGCUCUUAGAUUUAGACCAAAUACAAGGUUUUGGUGAGUCGGAGGCUGGGUCCAUAGGCAAAUCUACUGGCUUCUUCCCCGGAGAGAUGACUGGCCGUUCCACCGGUGCUGAAGAAAACUUACCCAAUGUACACAUGGGACUCUCACAAACAUUCAACUUAGAUUCUCUUAGUAAGCAAUUAGACGAUCAAUCCAGUGAAGUCAAUCAUAUUAUGAGACAUUCUAUUGCUACGAAUUUUUCACUUCAUUCCAAGAAUCUAACAGCAAGUGAAGCAUCUUUUGUGGCUAAGUACGCCCCUAUCCCGGUGCUUCAGACUCGGACCAUCAUACCUUCGUCGAUCGACAUGUCUGCAGACUCUAUUGGAGGUUACUUCAGGGACAGAUGCCCUGAGUUUAGCAAGGUUCUUGGCCAUUCGGAUAGUCCUAACCGAUCUAGCAUGCAGCCUAGCUUAACUGAAGUAUCGCAUUUCGAACAAUCGGAGCCACUUCAACACUUGCCCUGCAAACUCGACCCAUCCUUAGACAGUGUCCCAGUCCGUCAACCCAGAAUCAUGAACGAGGCAGACGAAUUAGAAAAACAAGCUGUCAAACAACAAGAACAAAUCAACCGCCUACUCAUGAACCCAUUCACGAGCCACACAGAUUACAGACUAAAGGCAGAGGGUGACGGUUCACAGAAUAUUGACCCAUUCAAAAAGCCUCAGCUAUGUACGCCUAAACUGGAACCUCAGAAAGCAAAGGUUGCUACGGGCGCUAGUAAUGAGUAUUUAGUGAAGGCAGUCACACGGUCCUCUAUUAAACCGACCACUGCAGAUGAGAGCUCUGUGGUGGAUAGCUCGCUUAGUCUUUCCAAAAUUGCUGAGUUUUUGGGUAACCAAUCUGUCGUCAACGUCUCCGACAUAAUCGACAAAUACUGCAAGAAGGACAAACCCAAGCCGCUGCUAGAAGCAAACAAAAUACCCAAACAAGAACUACCAGUUACCUAUUUGAAAGACACUCGAAACGUCGAAUCUGCCAACAGCGCAGGCAGCGUCAACACAGUGAUUUCAAUGAAAAACCAGGAAAAAAUCAUUCCUGAAGUGUUAAUUACGAGGGAUUCUCUAACUAAAACCGCUCAGGGUGAUAAGGAAAGUAUUAGGAGCGAGAAAACUAGGUCUAAAUCGCCUUCGUCUCGAAGUCGCUCUACUCUGAGCACGGUGCAAGAAAAUUAUGCUGUGGGGAGUCCCGUGCGAACAAGUACAGGCGAGGUUAAACCUACACAUGUCCUCUCCCCAAACUUUGAGUAUAAAGAGUUAGAUAAGUCGGUAGAUUGGCGGGAAGUCAUGCAACAGAAGUGUAAGCGGCAGUCCAGCUUGGCUAAUCAAGGGCCAUGGAUUGAAAUUAAAACAAUGGCUGUUAAAGGAUUUGUAGGCGUAAACUGCCCUACGUCAAUUUCAAUAACGACUAAAUCUGACAGCUGGCUGACUGCCACAUUCAAAUACGACCGCUCCGACACCACGAGGCCCCUGCGGAUCGAGCUGCCCCGUCAGCCGUUACUUCUCUCCCCUGGCAAAACCGAACAACUAACUCUAAACAUCACAUCAAAUGCUGAACUGUCUACUGACAUACCGUUCAUAAUUAAUGUCAAAGAUAGCUCGAUAGACUGCGAACAAGAGCAACAAGGAACUUUGUCAGUGGAUUUCAAAAUGCCUGAAGUUCAAGCUAUAUCCAGUUUCGGACCCAAUAAAGUAGUAUUUUCGCCGACUCAAGAACGAACCUUACUAGCGACGACAUUGGUUUUGCUCAGCGAUUCACCGGUCGAUCUACAAUUAUCAUUGUCGCUGGUCGACGGAAAGAAUGUGUUUUCACUGAAAAAUGUUCAAGAGAUUAAAAUGAGUGAGGUGAAUAAGAUGCUCGGGGCGGCGGAAGAGAAACAUGCGCUGACGAAGCUUAAGAAAACUAGCUCUGCUGUCCAACUGUGCCGGUUGACGAAAGGAAAUGCUAUUAGAGCGACUGUCGUAUUCGAAGCUCCGUCUUUAACUAAACAAGGUAACGAAUUGGAGAAGUAUCAAGGCUCAGUGGUGGUCAAUCUUAUCGGCGUCGAGGCUUCGGUCAAAACGGUAGAGCUGUCCGCUUCCGUCGGUGUCGCGUCGCUCCGCCUUAGUACGCAGGACAAGCCGUGUUUCACAAAGGAACCAAAAAUAUUAACCUUAGUAAACGUCGGCUCCCUGCGAGGAACUUGGAACCUCAGGCAAAAGUUUGAAGACAGCAGGGUGUUUGUGUUAUCCGCGAAGAUGGUGGAACUAGGCCCCGGGGAAGCCAAGGGGAUCACUGUCUCGUAUAAAGGACCGGAGGAUGUUGUGUAUAAAGCAAUGUUGUCGUUCGAAGAAACAUUCUCCGGAGCCAAAACCGUCAUAGAAAUACAGGGGGGCACAGAAAAGUUCCCCAUCAAAACCAGCAACCCCAUCCUAUCGUGGGUCCGAAGCGGCCGAAAGGAAAUAAGCCUCAAGAAUUUCUCCGACAAGAAAGUUUUGGUUCGCUGUGAUAUAGUCGGUGAUGCGUAUACUAUAGACGUGCCCGGUGUGGACGCGAGGGGCAUUAGCUGUAUAAUAAGCUUCAGCCCGAACGAAUGUCGGCAAUUGCCUAUAGUGUACGCACCGACGACGCAUUUGCCGAAUGCUGCGACGUUGUUUAUAAAGAUGGAUAAGAACAAUGAUCACGUUAAGAAGAUAGACCUUUUCGGUUGUGCGAGCGGGGACGCGCUACGCUGGGUCGGGCUGGCCACCUACGGCGAGACUGCGCUCGUGCGGGCCGUAGCUCGCUCCUCCAUAGAUCUCAAGCUGACUAAUAAGUCCCCCAUGCCGGCUUUCGUCUGCGCCAGGGUCAACUUUAACCUGCAAUACAUGUCGCUGGCGGGGUCGUGCCGCCUGUUGGGCGCGCGGCACGUGGUGGCGGGGCGCGGCGCGCACACGCUGGCGCUGCGCGUGGACUGGCCGCGCGUGGCGCGCCGCGCCGCCGAGGCCCGGGCGCCGACCCUGGCCACGCUCACCGCGCUCACCGGGCCCGAGCUCACCCGAUACCGGAUACUCAGAAUACUCAGAGACGAGAAUACUGGCGAACUGGAUACCUCGCUGCUGCCGGACAACCUCAAGAUGCUGGUCGGACCGUUCGAAGGCGAGGAAGUGGACUUGGAUGCUGUGCUCACGGAUUUCGAGGAAACUAAGGCAUCUCUGGUUGAUCUGAUUGGAGGUCUGCAGGAACUGAAGGCGCAGAUAGACCUGCCCGUCGACCUCUCCGAGGAAACCAUCAUCAUAGCCGACGACACGGUGUUAGAACACCAUACGCUUUUCGAAUAAAUAAUCAUCCGA
Cydia amplana is the source of this 3561-nucleotide messenger RNA. RefSeq lists its product as uncharacterized. The record is from RefSeq and is a predicted model, not a curated record. Lineage: Eukaryota; Metazoa; Arthropoda; Insecta; Lepidoptera; Tortricidae. The transcript has 18 exons. Bases 40 to 3549 code for a protein of 1169 amino acids.